This is a messenger RNA of Phoenix dactylifera (date palm), 2852 nucleotides long. The record is from RefSeq and is a predicted model, not a curated record. Lineage: Eukaryota; Viridiplantae; Streptophyta; Magnoliopsida; Arecales; Arecaceae.
AGCAGCCGCAAUCUGUUCUCCCCGACAGACGGCGAAGGCAAGGUUUAAAAUGCGGGAACUGGAAUUUGGACAUCUCUCGCAAUUCCAGGGCGACCUCGGAAAAAGCCGUUCUUGUAAAUUUACGCGUAUCAUCUCUUCGUCUCUUUCAUGCGAGAAAGCGGACGAAGGGAGAGGAAGAGAAGAGAAAGCGGACGUCCGGGCGAAGGAAAAGGAGAGGAGGAAGAAAAGAUCUUUGGACCGCGAUUGAGGCCGCUGAAGGGAAAAGAUCUCUUCUUUUUGAAGGCCGAGCCCUCUCCCUCUCUCGAACUGUCGUCGUCGGCGCCGCACUGAUCGAAUCCUGAGGCAGGGAGACGGAGAGGUGGACUUUUUGGUUGGGGUUUUGAAUGGUGUUGGAGGAGGGCGGAUUGAGAAGCUUAUUGGGAUCUUGACCAGUUGAGUUCCGAAAUGGCGGCUGCAGUCCACGUUGAAGUAGAAGCCCAGGUUUGGGUCGAGGAUCCAGAUGUAGCUUGGAUAGAUGGAGAGGUCAUUGAGGUCAAUGGCGACCAAAUUAAGGUCAAGUGUACUUCUGGAAAGACGGUCAUUGCCAAGGUGUCCAAUGUCUAUCCUAAGGAUGCUGAAGCAUCUCCUUGCGGUGUUGACGAUAUGACAAAGUUAGCUUAUUUGCACGAACCAGGAGUUGUUCAGAACUUAAAAUCAAGAUAUGACAUAAACGAAAUCUAUACAUACACUGGAAAUAUAUUGAUUGCUGUGAAUCCUUUUCGAAGAUUCCCUCAUCUUUAUGACAGCCAUAUGAUGGAACAAUAUAAAAGGGCAGCAUUUGGUGAGCUAAGCCCCCAUCCUUUUGCUGUUGCGGAUGCUGCAUAUAGACUUAUGAUUAAUGAGGGAGUAAGCCAAUCAAUUUUAGUAAGUGGAGAAAGUGGGGCUGGUAAAACAGAAAGCACCAAAUUGCUUAUGCGUUAUCUUGCUUAUGUGGGAGGUAGAGCUGCUGCUGAAGGGAGGACUGUGGAGCAGCAAGUACUGGAGUCCAAUCCUGUCCUUGAAGCAUUUGGCAAUGCAAAGACUGUGCGAAACAAUAACUCGAGUCGUUUCGGCAAAUUUGUUGAGAUUCAAUUUGAUCAGAGGGGUAGGAUUUCGGGAGCGGCUAUCAGGACAUACCUGCUUGAAAGAUCUCGUGUCUGUCAAAUAUCUGAUCCUGAGAGAAAUUACCACUGUUUUUACAUGCUUUGUUCUGCUCCACCAGAGGACAUUGAGAGGUAUAAACUGGAAAAUCCCAGAACAUUUCAUUAUCUUAACCAGUCUAACUGCUUUGAGCUUGAUGAAGUAGAUGAUUCUAAGGAAUAUUUGGCAACUAGAAGGGCUAUGGAUGUUGUUGGAAUUAGUUCUGAUGAACAGGAUGCAAUAUUCCGGGUUCUGGCUGCGAUUCUUCAUCUAGGCAAUAUUGAAUUUUCUGAAGGAAAGGAAAUAGAUUCAUCCAUACCCAAAGAUGAAAACUCCUGGUUCCAUCUAAGAACUGCUGCUGAGCUUUUUAUGUGCAAUGUAAAGGUGCUUGAGGAUUCAUUGUGUAAGCGUAUCAUUGUAACUCGCGAUGAGAGCAUUACAAAAGGUCUAGAUCCAGAAGCUGCAGUUCUUCGUAGAGAUGCUUUGGCAAAGAUUGUUUACUCACGGUUAUUUGAUUGGAUUGUGAAUAAGAUUAACAACUCAAUUGGUCAAGAUCCUAACUCAAAAUUCCUGAUUGGGGUGCUGGAUAUUUAUGGCUUCGAAAGUUUCAAGACAAACAGCUUUGAGCAAUUUUGUAUUAAUCUUACAAAUGAAAAACUGCAGCAACAUUUUAAUCAGCAUGUUUUUAAAAUGGAGCAGGAAGAGUAUACCAAAGAGGAAAUCAACUGGAGUUAUAUUGAGUUCAUUGACAACCAGGAUGUUCUUGAUCUUAUUGAGAAGAAACGUGGCGGGAUCAUUGCUCUUCUGGAUGAAGCUUGCUUGUUGCCAAGAUCAACGCAUGAAACAUUUGCCCAGAAGCUCUACCAGACUUUUAAAAAUCAUCAACGCUUUAGCAAGCCCAAACUAACUCGUUCUGACUUUAUCAUUCGUCACUAUGCUGGUGAUGUCACUUAUCAGACAGAGCUGUUCUUAGACAAGAACAAAGAUUAUGUUGUUGCUGAGCAUCAAGCACUCUUGAGUGCUUCUAAAUGCCCCUUUGUUUCGGGUCUGUUUCCUCCUCUCUCUGAGGACUCAUCUAAAUCUUCAAAGUUUUCAUCGAUAGGCUCAAGGUUUAAGCAACAACUGCAAGCUUUACUAGAAACUCUAAAUGCCACUGAGCCGCACUAUAUCCGCUGCGUUAAACCUAAUAACCAUCUUAAGCCAGGAAUUUUUGAGAAUAUCAAUGUUCUGCAGCAGCUACGAUGUGGGGUGCUGGAGGCAAUUAGAAUAAGCUGUGCUGGAUAUCCAACAAGACGUGCAUUUGAUGAAUUUGUAUAUCGUUUUGGCAUUCUUGCACCUGAAGUUUUGGAUGGAAGUUGUGAUGAGAUCACUGCUACAAAGAGGUUGCUAGAGAAGGUGGAUCUUAAAGGCUAUCAGGUAACUAUGGAAGUCAACACUUCUUUGCAAGUUUCAAGAUUGACUCUGCCAAAAUAUUUAAUUAUUGACACAUUUCUUAGAAAGGCCUUUGUCAAUUUUUCUAUCAUAACAUACAAUUCUACAUUUUGUAAGCUCAUGCUUAUUUAUAGUUCAUCUUGAAUUAAACCAGUUUACACAGAACGUGCUCUGAUUCUAUAUAUAAAGCAUUUUUUUGAAACUUGUUGUAAACUUAAAAAUGGUGUAAGAAGACGUAAAGGAGGAACAAUUAAAGGAAGUAC